AUGCUGGAAGGGAAGGCGACGGUGGAGGACACCGACAUGCCGACCAAGAUGCAGCUGCAGGCCACGUCGGCAGCGUCCAGGGCGCUCGACCGCUUCGACGUCCUCGACUGCCGGAGCAUCACGACGCACAUCAAGAAGGAGUUCGACACGAUCCAUGGCCCGGGGUGGCAGUGCGUGGUGGGCUGCAACUUCGGCUGCUACUUCACGCACAGCAAGGGGAGCUUCAUAUACUUCAAGUUCGAGUUGCUCAGGUUCCUCGUCUUCAAAGGCAUGGCGGAUGAGCAACCGCUGCCGUGCUGA
Molecule: messenger RNA, 300 nt
Organism: Triticum aestivum (bread wheat)
Lineage: Eukaryota; Viridiplantae; Streptophyta; Magnoliopsida; Poales; Poaceae
Product: dynein light chain LC6, flagellar outer arm-like
Exons: 2
Coding region: 1-300 (99 amino acids)
Biological process (GO): microtubule-based process
Cellular component (GO): cytoplasmic dynein complex
Molecular function (GO): dynein intermediate chain binding
Source: RefSeq, a predicted model, not a curated record